Molecule: messenger RNA, 393 nt
Organism: Williopsis jadinii
Lineage: Eukaryota; Fungi; Ascomycota; Saccharomycetes; Phaffomycetales; Wickerhamomycetaceae
Exons: 1
Coding region: 1-393 (130 amino acids)
Source: RefSeq, a predicted model, not a curated record
AUGGCUCACGAGUUAGCCACCAUUAAUGUUAUAAAUGGUGUACAGUACUUGCAACACCAAUCGAUAUACAACAUACACUGCGGUUGGACAAAUCCACAUCCGAACACCAGCUUCACAAUAUGGUACGCGCCACAUUCAUCCUCAUGCGGCCACCGGUUAAUGCCGCGCUGGUACAGACACUCAAAAAAGGAUCACAAAAAGGACGAGUUAAAUUUUGUCUUUCUUGCCCACUUGACAAAACAACAACAACAACAACAACAACAACAACAACGUAGGAGAAGACGACGGAGGAAGAAGGAAGUGACAUACAAAUCCAUUCCAUUUUUGCUUUUGCUCCUUGUUUACCGCAACACAGACAGAGACAGAGAGAACUUUCCCGUUGGAUACUUGUGA